Molecule: messenger RNA, 6362 nt
Organism: Heteronotia binoei (common prickly gecko)
Lineage: Eukaryota; Metazoa; Chordata; Lepidosauria; Squamata; Gekkonidae
Gene: ZRANB1
Product: zinc finger RANBP2-type containing 1
Exons: 11
Coding region: 377-2659 (760 amino acids)
Biological process (GO): protein K29-linked deubiquitination; cell migration; protein K33-linked deubiquitination
Cellular component (GO): cytoplasm; nucleus
Molecular function (GO): cysteine-type deubiquitinase activity; oxidoreductase activity, acting on the CH-CH group of donors; K63-linked polyubiquitin modification-dependent protein binding
Source: RefSeq, a predicted model, not a curated record
GGCCGGGCGGGCUGACGUGCGAGCUCCAGUCUCUUUGCCGUACGAGGGUUUAUUUUGCUUUGGGCCACUCCAGCCGCCACUGUCGCCGCCAUUAGGCGAGCUGUGUUAGAUCGCAGGGUGGCGAGCUGUUGGCUUUUGGCCUCUCCCCCCCCUACAUCCUGCCUAGGUGGUAGCGCCCUCUCAACUACCUGGGUAUUUUUUUUUUAAUCCCCAUCCGCACAGAUCAGGAAGAAACCAUGUCCUGAGCUCGGGGAGGGGGAGAAGCAGGAGGCCGCAGCCAGCGGUGCGGUGCAGGGGCGGGUGGGAUGCGGGUGAGGGGAAUGGACGGCGGCCGCUGAGGGGACAAGCGCGGGAUCAGGAGGCGGCGCUACAAGAAAUGAGAAUUCCUGCAGGAAAAUAUACUGGUGGAAGACUUUUCAGAAUACUUUCUGCAGGAAAUUUUCUUCACCAGAUCACUGAUUGGAAGCAAGUCCUAUUGAUCUUGAUGAGUCCUCUUCCAAGCUUUCAGCGUGAAACACUUAAGGAGUGCAGGAUGACAGAACGUGGAAUAAAAUGGGCUUGUGAGUAUUGCACAUACGAAAACUGGCCAUCUGCAAUCAAGUGUACUAUGUGCCGUGCUCAGAGACCUAGUGGAACUAUCAUCACAGAAGACCCCUUUAAAAGUGGUUCAAGUGAUGUUGGUAGAGACUGGGACCCUGCAAGUAUUGAAGGAGGCAGCAGCCCUUUGAUAUGUCCAGAUUCCAGCGCAAGACCAAGAGUUAAAUCAUCCUACAGUAUGGAAAGUGCAAAUAAGUGGUCGUGCCACAUGUGCACGUAUUUGAACUGGCCUCGUGCAAUAAGAUGCACUCAGUGCUUGUCUCAGCGUAGGACCAGGAGUCCCACAGAAUCCCCUCAGUCUUCAGGUUCUGGUUCAAGACCAGCUCCUUUUCCUGUGGAUCCUUGUGAGGAGUACAAUGAUAGAAAUAAAUUAAACAUGAGGACACAGCACUGGACUUGUUCCGUUUGUACAUACGAAAACUGGGCUAAAGCCAGAAAAUGUGUGGUGUGUGAUCAUCCUAGACCUAACAACAUUGAAGCAAUAGAAUUGGCAGAAACAGAAGAGGCUUCAUCAAUAAUCAAUGAGGAAGACAGAACUCGAUGGAGGGGGAGUUGUAGUAGUGGUAAUAGCCAAAGAAGAUCCCCUCCCACAACCAAACGGGAAUCUGAAGUAAAAAUGGACUUUCAGAGAAUUGAACUGGCUGGAGCUGUUGGCAGCAAAGAAGAACUUGAAGUUGACUUCAAAAAACUAAAGCAAAUAAAAAACAGAAUGAAGAAGACAGACUGGCUGUUUCUCAAUGCUUGUGUUGGUGUUGUAGAAGGUGACUUGGCUGCUAUUGAAGCAUACAAGUCAUCAGGAGGAGAUAUUGCACGGCAGCUUAUCGCAGAUGAAGUACGUUUGCUAAAUCGCCCUUCUGCUUUUGAUGUGGGGUACACACUUGUUCAUCUUGCUAUACGUUUUCAGAGACAAGACAUGUUAGCAAUUCUGCUUACAGAGGUAUCCCAGCAUGCGGCUAAGUGCAUUCCAGCCAUGGUGUGCCCAGAGCUUACUGAACAAAUCCGACGUGAAAUUGCUGCCUCUCUUCAUCAACGAAAGGGAGAUUUUGCUUGCUAUUUUCUAACUGACCUUGUAACAUUUACGUUACCUGCAGAUAUUGAAGACUUGCCACCAACUGUCCAAGAGAAACUAUUUGAUGAAGUCCUUGAUAGGGAUGUUCAAAAAGAACUAGAAGAGGAAUCUCCCAUUAUUAACUGGUCGCUGGAACUGGGUACUCGCUUGGACAGUAGACUUUAUGCACUUUGGAAUCGGACUGCAGGGGACUGUCUGCUUGAUUCAGUACUACAAGCUACGUGGGGCAUUUAUGACAAGGACUCGGUGCUACGUAAAGCCCUUCAUGACAGUUUACAUGACUGUUCUCAUUGGUUCUAUACCCGAUGGAAAGAAUGGGAGUCAUGGUACUCCCAGAGCUUUGGUUUACACUUCUCACUGCGAGAGGAACAAUGGCAGGAAGACUGGGCAUUUAUACUCUCUCUUGCUAGUCAGCCUGGAGCAAGUUUGGAACAGACACACAUUUUUGUACUUGCACAUAUUCUUAGAAGACCAAUAAUAGUUUAUGGAGUAAAAUAUUACAAGAGUUUCCGGGGAGAAACUUUAGGAUAUACCCGUUUUCAAGGUGUAUAUUUGCCUUUAUUAUGGGAACAGAGUUUUUGUUGGAAAAGCCCUAUUGCUCUGGGCUACACACGGGGCCACUUCUCUGCCUUGGUUGCCAUGGAGAAUGAUGGCUAUGGCAAUCGAGGUGCUGGUGCUAACUUGAACACUGAUGAUGAUAUUACUAUUACUUUUUUACCAUUGGUUGACAGUGAAAGGAAGCUGCUGCACAUUCACUUCCUGUCUGCUCAAGAGAUUGGUAAUGAGGAACAGCAAGAGAAGCUACUCAGGGAGUGGCUGGACUGUUGUGUGACUGAAGGUGGAGUCCUAGUUGCUAUGCAGAAAAGCUCUCGCCGGCGCAAUCAUCCCCUGGUAACGCAGAUGGUAGAGAAGUGGCUUGACCGCUAUAGACAAAUCCGCCCUUGUACUUCCCUUUCAGAUGGAGAGGAAGAUGAAGAUGAUGAUGAUGAAUGAGAAAAAUGGAGAUGCCUGAAUGUGCAUAAUGUGUGGUGGCACCCUAGAGUCUGGGGCGUGCUCUAGCAGUUUGUUACAUAAUGACCCACUUGUAGCAGGAAGUACCCUGAAUAGGAUUUUAAAUCAGCAUGGGGAGAAUUCAGAAACUCAUCUGAUGUGUGAAGCUGGCUACAUUGGUUGGACUACCAUUUGUAAAAAAACAAAAUCCUAAUUUUAUUACCUAGACAGAAAGCAUUUUUCUUUCCAAUUGUACAUCUGUCUAUAAAUGUACCGCAUGUGGUUGUGUAAGAAAGUUGUGUAAUAGGAAAAAGUAUUACCAGCAUCUUAAAAUUAUUGAAGAAUUUCUUUUGAACAAGGGCACUUAAAAAGCACAUAGUAGAUGGAUAUUUGUUCCUUUUAAGACUUACAGUAAAACUUGAUAAUUUUGCAUCACAUUUUUAAGCAGUCUGACAUACCUUAAAAGAUCAUUUUAUGUGAAAUCUUACAAUUGCCCAGUUCAGAUCAUGUGGCUUUUUGGUUGAUGCCAUAUAUCCAGAGUAAGUUAGCUGUAUGAACAAGCAUUAUUUUAUUAAAGUUUGAGUUACUAUUGUGCCCAUUAUAAUAUGAAAUAUUAAAGGGAAAAACACCUUUGGAAGGGAUAAAUUUUGAUUGAGUGACCCUUUCAUUUUCUGUAAAGGUUUCUCUUGCUGUCUAUUAAUACUUUGUAUAAUUUCUUUUGGGAUAGUUUAUUUUCCUUCCUCCCAGCCUACUAGUCAAAGGAGUCUCUGUAUUCCAAAAAAACUGUAUACUAAACAAUUGUGUGGAAUUUGCUACAUCUAAACUGAACUGAGAAUUGCAUUUGUCCCAACCUGGUCUUGCUGUGAGUUGUUCAAUAGAAAUUACUAUUUUAUCAAGCCUUUCCCCCCUGCAAGUUAAAAUUGUCUCCAUUGAAGAGCACUCCUUGGUCAUUAAAAUCGAGUGAGAAAGCACUUUGGCAGUUUUCCUUAAAAGCCUUCACUCCAAAAUUGUUUUAAAGUACUGUAUAUUAUAUAUUUUUUGGUAUGUAAACUUUUGGCAUUUUUUUGCAUGUUGAUUGAUUGUGGCCACAUUUGAGUAUGUAAGUUUCCGAAAAGUAUAAGUUCAGAAUAUAUCCUCCAGUAGAAAAAUCUUUUAUUAUACUUGAUAACUUUAGCCAUGCUAUCUUGAAUGGAUAUAGCCUAUCCAGAACCUCACUUUAAAAACACUAAAGACAGAAUAGUUUUGUAUGUAAAAACACUUCUUGAUAAGCACUUUUUGAAGAUUAAUGAUGGUGGAAAAGAUGACAGGGAACCUUUUGCAGUGGAUUUCCUUGUUUAAUAAGAAUCUGGAAAGAAGCCCUACGUAGUAUUUUUACAUAGUUCUUUAAAAAAAUUAUGGCUCCAUGAACCCUUCAGAAUGUGCUGCUUUUAAAUAUUGUGGCUCAGAUGGUGUUGAAAAUCUUCAGAAAUCUUGGCAACAAACCUAUAUUAAAAAAAUUCAAUCUAUGACACUAAAGAAAUCCACUCACCUCUGUCACAGAAAUGUAAAAUCUAGAUUUUUUUGGUGGUUUUUCUGAUGUAUUCAGUGAUAAUUAGGCAAAAAAUGCAUGUUUGCUUUUUUUUUAUAUAAAAUACAUUUCCUAAGCACUUGAAGAAAAGAAUUUCUCUUCUAAAGCAGGUUCUACUUUAAUGCACAAUUCUAAUUUAGGUUUUUCCGAAUAAAAUCAUAAGGCAAGUUAAUACCUUGUUUGCAGGCUUAAUGCCUAUCUUACAAUAAAAAGGCCGUAUUUCUGGACAAGCAGUUAUUUGAAACGAUGUCAAGUCACACCCUUCUGAGUUGCUAUGUUAAUGGCUGGUAGUUUUCCCCAGGGAGCUGCAGCUGUCUUAAAUGACCUUUAUUAGCAGGCCUUCCUGUACCCAAGUAGGGAAAAUAUCUAAGUCACAACCCACUGUGCCUGAUCCUUCUGCAUCCCUCUUGGUUGAGUGCAUUUGGCUGCUGGUUACCAAUGGGAAUAAAAUGAAAACUGUGGGUUUGGUUUUUUUUACUGGCUUAUAUCACCCAUGCUAUAGAUUCCAGCACCCAAACUUCUUUUUAAAUUAAAACUUUAUGAAACACAAGGAACUGAAGUAAUCCAUCUGCUCCCUGCUCUUGCCUUCUCUGCUUUCAGACAGCUCCAACUUGACAGUUACAAUCUUCCCAGUCUGUGGGAACUUUUAUGUUUUUCUCCUUCUUUGGGGAAUCACCGCUUCUCCCGGGAGACACUAGAUGGAACUAGUGUAGGUCCAUGCCCAAGGGUCCCGGCUCUCUGCUUGCACCACCGCUAGUUUCCCCUUUGAGCAUCUCAACUGUGAUUUUCCGUCUAUGGAUUUCCUCUGCUAAAUAUCUCACAAGAGAUUGCAGUAUUUUUAUACUUGUCUCUAGAUCUUCCAAAGUAAUCAUUUUGCAUUGGCAGCAGUUGAGAAGCAAAUACUGAAAUGUCUUGUAAUGUAGUCUCAAUGCAUCCACAUGGUAAUCAGUGGAGACUAGUAAUUUUAUAGGCCCUAAAACCACUAGUUGUUACUCAGCUCCUAUUCUGCUGCAAGUAGUGGCUGUGCCUUGACUAUUGAUUGAAAUAAUGCAUGAUCUGCUAGCCUGGUCCAGUCUUUCCUCCCAUGUUAGGCUUUAGCUAAGCAUUUAUUCAAAUCUGCAAUUGAUUUUAUUGCACUGUCUCAUCAAGAUGAAAAGGCAAAUUACAGAAAUCUGAGUUUUCAAUAGCGUUGUUUGUGGUGUUACAUUAGAAUACAUUAAAAUCUAUUCAUUUAUACUGAUAUUGACUUUUUGAGCUGUACUAUAUAUUUCCCUCCUAUUUGAAAUACCUGUGUGAUUUUAUCUUUUUCCCACUUGAGCUCUUUUGUUACCUAUUUUGGCUUCAGAGCCUGUCAACCCUCUUUUCUUUAAAAGACUCCCGCUAAAUCAGUGCUAACAAAGAAGAGUGAUGGUGAAUAGCAUGAAAUGCCUUCCCUUCUCUUCACCCCCACCCUUUCCUGUCUUAAAAUUAUAUUAUUUUGGAAGCUUUGUUGUACUGCAGUAGAUCCCUGUUUUCUAAAUUACUUCAGGUUUUUGUAAACUCUUCAGUGAUACAUCUUUAAUUGGUGGUUUAGCUCAUUUACCAUACUAAAAUUGCUUCCAGUGAUAGAGUUAUACUUACAUUGUACUUGAAAUCUCCUUGGGAGGAAAAAGUUGUUUUAGUUUUAAAUGAGAAGUCUUCUUCAAGCUAGCACCCCUGAAGUAGCAAGAUGUUAAUUUCCCAACAAGUAAAUUUUUGUGCCAGAGGUUCCUAGCCUAUAUCCUGGUUGUAGAAGAGCCUGCAACAAGUUGGAAUGUUUUCUUAAGUGUCCAUUUUUACCAAUGUCAACACCACCACUCUGGAAUGCCACUGCUCCAUUUAAAAGCAAAGUUCCAACAAACAGCAGCUUCUAAAAAAAUCACGCCAGUGUAAAUGUUCUGUUACUUCACCUUCAUUUGUGUGGCUUCCUCAAUGUUCUCUGUAAUUCACCCAUGUUCCUUCUCCUGAUUGCUCUAUACUGGUGUCUAUGGUAAGUUCUUCAAAAUUACAGUGUUAGAUCAUUGCCACUGCUAUGAAGUUGACUCCCUUGAACAUGUUCAAAGCUGGUAAUGUGCUUUUCCAUUAACAUAAAACAAAACAAAUACAAGUUUUGUAACAAUG